AUGCUGCGCGGCUCCGCUCUGCUCGUGCUCGUGCUCGGCUCCGCCGCGUGCUUCGAGCUGCUUCCGGAGGAAGUGGCCCCCCGCCGGGCGCGCUUCUCCGCCAACAGCCCCACUGAUGUGGCCAGAUGUUUGACCGGUGCUGUGUCUGUGGGCUGCGGCUUCUUCUCUUGUCUGGAGAACUCGACCUGCGACACCGACGGGAUGCACGAGAUCUGUGAACUGUUCCUCCACACGGCUGCUAGCUUCAACACAGAGGGUAAAACCUUUGUGAAGAAGACUCUUCAGUGCAUCUCCCAGGGAAUCUCAUCCAAGGUUUUCCAAACCAUCCGGCGCUGUAACAUCUUCCAGAGGAUGAUCGCUGAGGUGCAAGAGGAGUGUUACACCAGUCUGGACAUCUGCACCGUGGCUCGUAGUAACCCCGACGCCAUCGGAGAGGUGGUGCAGGUACCGGCUCACUUCCCCAACAGGUAUUACAGCACGCUGCUGCAGACGCUGCAGGCGUGCGACGAGGACACGGUGGCGAGCGUGAGGUCCGGCCUCAUCGCCCGGUUGGGCCCGGACAUGGAGACCUUCCUCCAGCUCGUCCAGAACAAGCCGUGCGCUGCGGGCGCCGGCGCCGCCGCCUACAACAACCCGUCCAGCUGGAGGAACAUGCCCGUGUUCAACGUCCAGCCCGGCUUCCGAGGCCGAGACCCCACCCACCUGUUCGCCAGGAGGUCUGUGGACGCCGCUGAAGGCGACGUUACAGAGAACUAG
Limanda limanda (common dab) is the source of this 756-nucleotide messenger RNA. RefSeq names its product stanniocalcin 1, like (gene stc1l). Gene Ontology annotation, biological process: intracellular calcium ion homeostasis. The record is from RefSeq and is a predicted model, not a curated record. Gene Ontology annotation, cellular component: extracellular region. NCBI's taxonomy places the organism in Eukaryota, Metazoa, Chordata, Actinopteri, Pleuronectiformes, Pleuronectidae. Gene Ontology annotation, molecular function: hormone activity. Bases 1 to 756 code for a protein of 251 amino acids. The transcript is spliced from 5 exons.